Messenger RNA from Suillus subaureus, 345 nucleotides. RefSeq lists its product as uncharacterized. The transcript has 2 exons. The record is from RefSeq and is a predicted model, not a curated record. The annotation marks the transcript as partial. NCBI's taxonomy places the organism in Eukaryota, Fungi, Basidiomycota, Agaricomycetes, Boletales, Suillaceae.
GUGCUUGCAAUAAUGGCUAACAGUGCUUCAAAUAAUGACACUAUGUGCGAGGCACUGCAAGAAUUGUGUCAGAAUGAAGGUGUGACAUUUAAUGCACACUGGGGUCGACUGCAGUGCAUGCUGCAUACAACCCAUCUUUCAGCUUUAGUGCUAUUGGAAGGCAUUGGUGCCAUCAAGGCUAGCAGUAUGACGAAGAAUCACAAUGCAUACCAGGACUGUGUGACUGCUCCACUUAGUCGAGAGUAUGACAACAAUGUUGCUGGACAGGAAGAUCAACCAGAUGAAGUAUCGAGUGACAGUCUUCAUGAAGUCCUCUCUGCAGUUUCAAAGGUGAGUUCAAGUUAA